This is a messenger RNA of Trichoderma harzianum CBS 226.95, 1137 nucleotides long. RefSeq lists its product as hypothetical. Bases 1 to 1137 code for a protein of 378 amino acids. The record is from RefSeq and is a predicted model, not a curated record. Gene Ontology annotation, molecular function: DNA-binding transcription factor activity, RNA polymerase II-specific; zinc ion binding. The transcript has a single exon. Gene Ontology annotation, biological process: regulation of DNA-templated transcription. Lineage: Eukaryota; Fungi; Ascomycota; Sordariomycetes; Hypocreales; Hypocreaceae.
AUGCCGAAAGCACAGAGUAUCUCUCUUUCCAGAUCCUGCCAUGCCUGCGCCAAGGCUAAGCGGCGCUGCAAGGCCGGAUUACCGAAAUGUGAACGAUGUCUUGACAAAGGCCUGGAGUGCUCAUAUGCGAACCAGCCAUUGGUCUCGAUCGUCAGGCAUCAGCCGCAAUUCUUACGCGGCAAGUCUAAGAUUCGUAAAGCAGCUGGAGACUGCCUACAAAUCGGAACUUGUAGAAGAUUAUCGUUACGCGAUAUGGAAUUCUUCUACUUCUCCCAAAUGAGGGCACCUUCGUACCUUGUUCAGCAGUGGUGCUAUUCAGGACUCACGGGCGCCGACCUGGCCAUCUACGAACCUCCGUUGCCUGUUAUAGAAUGGAGAAAAGACCUCGCGACCGUUUACUAUUUAGCGACCCAUCUGAAAGCUUUCCCACUGACAUUUUCCCGCGAAGGAAAAACUCUCUUCAUUCACUCGUCGUUAUACAGCCAGAGUCUACCAAAGCAGAUCAAAGACGCGUAUGGUGUCUGUCGAUUGUAUUCACUCUCAAUAGAAACCAAUGGACUAUUUUGUUUCCAAACUCUGCACAAAAAGGUUGAUGAAAUCAUCAAGGAAUACCCGACGCUAUGCUCAUUUAGCGAUCUUUUAGCUUCGCUUCAGGCGUUAAUCCUGUAUCUGCUUAUCUGCCUUUUCGAUAAAGAUCCGCAACAGAGAAGAUUUGCAGAAGCGCAUAUGAACACUCUCAACCAGUGGACGCGCCAUGUAUGGGAACAGGCCCCAAGCGAGAUUUCAGGGAAGCUGAGCCCUUGGCAAGCGUGGGCGUUUGCCGAGAGUGUUCGUCGAAGCAUCAUAAUAUCCUACCUGAUUCGAGGUGUCUACCAUCUUACCAGAUUUGGCUACCACCCUCAUUCUAUGUUUGUUGAGACGCUGCCGUUUAGCCGCCAUACAUGGUUAUGGGAUAUUCCAUCUAGAACAGAAUGGACAUCACUGCCGCCAAAUCUUUCGCAGUCAAUCGUCUCCUACCACGAAUACACAAAUGAGUUUGCCAAUCACUUGAUUCGCCCGUAUCAUCUAUUUGAAAGGCUUCUCUUGGUUAUCCGGUUUGGAAAGGAUUCCUUCGAUCAACACGUUGGUAUUGCAUAA